GACUAGUAAGUACAAAUCCUCUACUAACGACCCUGAAAAUAGAAGCUAAAAACUGUGUUACUUCAGUUAUUGGAACCCAUUGAUUCGAGACCGCCUCUACGCGGUGGUAAUCUUCCCCCCUGAAAUUACUCGCCGUUUCUGUAUAAAAUAUUAGCUUAGUCUUCCUUUUCUCUAGCACUGAAUGUCGGUAUCGCAUAGGAUCGUUUACUCUUUCAUCCCCAAACUCCAUUCUCCAACUACUUCUAGAACCUUCCUCUUCUUUCAAUCUCGUUCUCUCACGUUCGCUAGCUCGCUCUUCUCUUCACCCAUGCCGAACAAUCAGAGAAGGGGUGGUCAUAAAGAGAAAAGAUGGCAAGCGAGGCCAAGUUCCAACAGGGAAACAGGCUCGUCUUCAAAUGGCGAACCUGUAUCUGCUGCAACUACUGGAGCCAUUACCAACCGUCUAAAUUCCUUGGAUAUUAGUGAAGGUGUUGCACAGUCUAGUGCUCCAGUGGUAUCUCUUCAAGUUGGGAGCAUUGGAUUAGCAACCCAGUCACCUGUACAGAAUCAAAAAGUCAUCUGGAAACCCAAAGCAUAUGGAACAGUGUCUGGACCCCCAACAAUUGAAGCUGAAAAAACAUCAAAUGAGCAAAAGAAUGCUAAUUUAAGUAAAUUAUUCAAGGAUAAUUUAUUGGAAAACUUUACUGUAGACAACUCAACAUUUUCCAGAGCCCAAGUAAGGGCUACUUUCUACCCAAAAUUUGAGAAUGAGAAGUCUGAUCAGGAGAUUAGGUCAAGGAUGAUAGAGAUGGUGUCCAAAGACUUGGCUACAAUGGAGGUCUCACUUAAGCAUUCUGGAUCUCUUUUUAUGUAUGCUGGGCAUGCGGGUGGAGCAUAUGCCAAGAAUAGCUUCGGGAAUAUCUACACUGCUGUUGGUGUCUUUGUUCUUGGACGGAUGUUUCGUGAGGCAUGGGGUACUCAAGCAAGCAAGAAGCAAGCAGAGUUCAACGAGUUUCUUGAGUGCAAUCACAUGUGCAUAUCAAUGGAGUUGGUCACAGCAGUAUUGGGGGACCACGGACAACGCCCACGAGAUGAUUAUGCGGUUGUGACUGCAGUCACAGAGUUGGGAAAUGGAAAACCAAAGUUCUAUUCAACUCCCGAUGUAAUCGCUUUUUGCAGGGAAUGGAGACUACCAACCAAUCAUGUAUGGCUGUUCUCAACAAGGAAAUCUGUGACUUCCUUCUUUGCUGUGUUUGAUGCACUCAGCGAGGAAGGUACAGCAGCAACCGUUUGCCAGGCUCUUGACGAAGUUGCUGAUAUUUCUGUACCUGGAUCAAAAGACCAUAUAAAAGUGCAGGGUGAAAUUUUGGAGGGCCUUGUGGCUCGCAUUGUAAAGCGUGAGAGCUCAGAGCACAUGGAACGGGUUCUGAAAGAUUUUCCUCCUCCGCCAUUAGAGGGUGGUAAGCUGAUUAUUUCCUAUAUGGUCUCACCAAACUCUGUACCGAUAUUUAUUGGAGUUUUAGAUGUUUUAUUUACAUGCUUAAAUGAAGUAGUGAGAAAAUUGUUUUGUUAGGUGGUGUAAUUUUCA
This is a messenger RNA of Nicotiana tabacum (common tobacco), 1567 nucleotides long. The record is from RefSeq and is a predicted model, not a curated record. Lineage: Eukaryota; Viridiplantae; Streptophyta; Magnoliopsida; Solanales; Solanaceae.